Messenger RNA from Actinia tenebrosa (Australian red waratah sea anemone), 2336 nucleotides. RefSeq lists its product as uncharacterized. Gene Ontology annotation, cellular component: nucleus; Holliday junction resolvase complex. Gene Ontology annotation, biological process: DNA catabolic process; resolution of meiotic recombination intermediates; double-strand break repair via break-induced replication. Lineage: Eukaryota; Metazoa; Cnidaria; Anthozoa; Actiniaria; Actiniidae. The record is from RefSeq and is a predicted model, not a curated record. Gene Ontology annotation, molecular function: DNA binding; 3'-flap endonuclease activity; protein binding.
AAGUUCGAAGUAAUUUGAACUGCUGUCAAAAUAACCUCUUUUUUUCCUUUAAAAAAUAUACUUUUGUUCAAGAAAAACGGCAUUUUUAAUCGUUAAAGGUAUCCUUCAACGUAUGGCUUGAUAGAAUUUGAUUUCAUUCGUCGAAACGAUGGCAAAUCUUCCCAGAAUCCGCAACUAUCAAGACUUGAGAUACAAGUUUAUAAGAGGGUUAAUUAGACAUGAACAUCAGCAACGUCRACAUCAGUUCCUCAAGCAAGCAGCUGAAUGGACAUCUAAAGCCAUUGUAUCCCUGUCUCUGGCAUCUGAACCAAUCAGAUCAGCUAAACAAGCUACUCAACUUGAAGGGGUUGGUGCAAUAAUCAGAUCUCGUCUUGAUAAGAUUCAAGCUGAAAAUAAUAUCAAACCAGAUCCUCCAAAUCCUGGUCAUCAUGCUAGCACAGGGUCAGGUCUUCUUGUUGCAUUGUUGAAUGAAAGUGAAGCACUAGGUUCUUCAGAGGGAGGGAAGCCAUUGGUUCCUGAGCCUGACUUGAAAGAAGCUUGUCAGUUGAUUUGUGAUGAGAAGUUCAACAAGAUCCAAGCAUCAGCUGAUGGAACACCAGUGCUUUGUCCUGCAUGGUGGAGAAUUAAUGUUCUCAUCAGCAGAGGUUAUGUCAAAAAACGAACCAGAGGGAAGCAAGCUGUUUAUGAGCUGUUACCAGAAGGUGAACAGAUUGCCAUGAGAUUACGAGGCAACCAUCCUCCUCCCGUGCGCAUCAGAAAUGUUCCCCCGCUUCCACAAAGUCCUGCUAAAGGAAGAAAAAAGACUCCAUCUAGCACAAAGAAGGCUAUAGAACCAAGAUCUGGAAAUUCUGGUGUGACUGAGCCAACUGCCGCUGCAUCUGCAAGCAAUUUUAAGGGACCUUUGUAUUGUCAUGACAGAGGCACUGAUGGUGUUCUGAUGUUGGUUGAUGAUCAUGAACUUGGAGGAGAUAGAGUAAGGUUGGGAGAGUUGUGUCGAAGACUGAAGGAAUGGGAUGUCCAGCACAAGACCACACACCUCCCCUGUGGGGACUAUUUAUGGCUUUGGCGAGAGAAUGGCAAAGAGGUUGCAUUACCAAUCCUUGUAGAAAGGAAAAGAGCUGAUGAUCUCGCAGAAAGUAUAAAAGACGGGAGAUUUUUAUCUCAAAAGGACAAAAUGAUACGAUGGAGGGAGGAGUUUGGAAUACUUUCCAAUGAAGUUAGCCUUCAGUAUGUAGUGGAAUCAACCCCAGAAGCUUAUCGCGUGAAAUGUAUGGAUGGGUGUAACGGUGUUGGGAAGUGCGGCAACCCCACAGUACAACAGGUUGAGGUCGCUAUAAAUGAACUAGAGAAGAAUACAGAUAUAACAUUAAUUAAAACAGAAAACCUGGAAAUUACUGUUGAGUAUCUGGCGUCCAUAACGGCAGAAUUACGACAAAGAGUCACGAAUGGAGACUUCCAAACGUUGCGUCUUAUGAACCAAGAUCGUCCAUUGCCUCUAACAGACAUGCGCAGUAAAUCAACUGCGUCAAAGAAGAGUAAAGUAACAGCUACAUCCACUAAAACCAUUGCUGAUUUACCCACUACUGCGCAUGCACUGACAAACAAAUUUUCGUCGACCCACCAAAUUACGCAUGCGCAAAAGGUGGAUUCAAAGACAAAAGAUUAUGAGAGGACUACGCAUGCUCAGUCUUCCACUUCUAGUUGUUCGCUCCAAAAGGCGGGAAAUAAGAGGCGUGGCUCCUACAUCGCGAUCGACGUGGAAGACAUUAUUGAAGAAAACCCUAAAAAGGCCAAAAAAGUUGUUAAUGUCGAGCUCCUGGAUGAUUCGCAAGAGGACUAUUUGUUAGAACAGUCCCCAUUUGACGAUUUGUCCAGUAAGCCAUUCUCUAGUAGAAACGUUAGCUCGGUCAGAGAAAGGUCUUCUUACGCGGAGAACUCGCAGAAAUAUUCACCUCCAUUGAAUCCAGCCAAUCAGGUCCGGGAAAAAUCCGAUAAUGACGAGGAAGCCAAGAUAGUGGCAAUUCGUGACGUCAUACCGGAUGCGAGCCUCGACGCGGUGCUUAGCGCCUUGUGUUCUGCUGGCGGGAAUAUUGAACUCGCAGUAGCUAAACUUCUUGAUAACCCUAGUAAUCACGAUAGAACUGCCAAAUUUUGAGAUCCAGCGUGAAGAAUAUUUUGUUUUUAUGUGACGGGUAUUAUUACAUCCACUGUGGGACGCAAGGGAGACUUGCAGUCCCUUUGAAUAGCAUGCGCGGAAUCGUGCCUCAAUCAAUACCUCAUCUCCAUGACAUAAAUGGGUAGCAUGGGUGGCGUUCGCGGCUAACGCGUCGUCUUUC